Molecule: messenger RNA, 627 nt
Organism: Rana temporaria (common frog)
Lineage: Eukaryota; Metazoa; Chordata; Amphibia; Anura; Ranidae
Product: outer dense fiber protein 1-like
Exons: 3
Coding region: 49-387 (112 amino acids)
Source: RefSeq, a predicted model, not a curated record
AAUGUGUCCUAAUUUCAGUUCCUGUUACAGUAUAUAUAAAAAGGUCCCAUGGCAAGCUAUUCAAACAACCAAAAUAAACUCUUGCAGGUUCUGAAUUUUCAAAGAAGGCAGACAAAAGCAGAUAUGUCUGGAAUCAAAGGUGGUUGUGGUGGGCAAAAGAUCCAGUGCCAAGAUCCAUGCAAGAACCCUCGCCAAAAAAUUACAGUCUGCAAAGAUCCAUGCCAAAACCCAUGUAAACCUCAGGGUCAGCACCAUCAUCAACGUGGAAAUCUCCAUGUUCGCCAACAAGAUCCAUGCAACCCCUGCAAUCCCUGUGUUGUUCCUGUCUCCUGCUGUCCUGAUCCCUGUGAUCCUUGCCAGGGCCAAGGAAGUUUUUGUUGUGAUUAAUGAAGAAGAGAUUACGUGUGCCUCAAGCCCAAGUUACUAAAUCACUUCUCUGCAAAAUCAACACCCUUUCAAUUUUAUUCAGUUUAAACCUGCAUUUUUUUUUCAUUGCUUGUUAAUUUACCUUACCCAAUAAAAAUCUUUACUGCUUUUUGCAAUGUACCACUUGCUCUUUAUCUAAUUGCAUAUUUUUUUUUUAUGUGCUGUGAUGGGGUAAUUAAUAAAUAGAAAUCUUAACAUUUA